AUGGGUUGCCUUCAGAGUAAAAAAGAAAUAUCUGAUCUACAUCCAAAUGUUUUUCGUGUUGUGAAUAUUGAUGAAAACGGUGUAGACUUGUGCUCUGGACAGCUGGAAAUCACGGAAUCUGAUAUUAUUUUAUACAGAGAGGGCAGGGAUUCAACUAUCUGGCCUCUUCAUUCACUUCGGAGAUAUGGUUUUGAAGGAGAAAUAUUCAGUUUUGAAUCAGGUAGGAGAUGUGAAACCGGUGAAGGUAUUUAUGGAUUCAGAUGUCGCCGAGCAUCCCUAUUAUUUCAAACAUUGCAACAACAAAUACAGUUAAGAAAUGUUGUUCAUGAUUCUGUGCCCUAUCCAGUCUCUCGUUUAACGCCAUCUCCUCAAGGCAGACAGACAUUACAAGCCACUGUUAUCCAUCGAUCCUCUGUCGACAACGGGCAACCGGACAAUGCUGGAACAGGAUUCAAUAACAACAUCACCACAAUAAAUAGUACAGUGCCACCAGCAAUUAUACCAUCUCCCCAUUCUCCAUCGAGCGCUGACAUAUUAGAAGUGAUGCCACUGUAUCCAAGAUCUCAAUCAUCAAGCAACCAUGUGACCAAUGUUUAUCAAGUGAGGGAUUUUAAACGUGAACAUAACAAUAACCAGGCCGAUGUCAACAAUGAUACAAGACAUGUUUAUACAAAUGAUUUUAAUAGAGACCUAGCUAUGCUUCGGAAAACAUUGAAACAAGAAAUCGCUUUAAAUACAAUCAGGGAUAUAGAAGACGAAACAAGAUUCUUAGAAAGGAGACACAUCAAUGAGAUGAAAACAGAUUCUGGAAACCACCCUCUGUCACCUACAAUAAGUUGCUCAAGUGAACAUUAUGCUCAACUUAGUACUGAACAACAAGAAACAUCUAGAAUGUAUGUGAAUAUUGCACCGAGUACUAACAACUCGGCUACAGACAUUAAAGCUGACCCAGUCCCAACAACACCUCUUACACCAAAACAAGUAGAAUAUUGUAAUCUGACUGUCGGCUUAAAACCAGAGAUAAAUACAUACGCAAAUGUUAUGUUGGGAGAUUUCUCAGAUAGUGCAAAAGGUUCAAGAACAAUUCACAAUUCAGAACACAACCAAAAAUUCUCCGAGUCGGAUACUUUUACAUCAAUGUCGCCGGUUGAGGAAAUGGAAGUCAAUUACGCAGUUCUUGAUAUAGACACUAACAAAGAGAAUAUUAAGGUAGCAAGAGAGCUUGCUUCCCCGGAAAGUCAGUCAUACAACAGUUCCAAAAACGAAAGCUCGGCUUCGCACACAUCUCAACCUAGAGCGAGAGUCGUGUCACAGUCUAGCAUCGACAGAACCACUUCCAAUCCAAUAAACCCACCAUCUAGUAUUGGUUAUACAACAAUUGAUUUUGAUAAAACUGUUGCACUGACAUCAGUAGCUGCUGGGGCGGAGAGCAAUAUGGAUGGUCCUAGAAAAAAUCGCCACAACUCUUGCAGUAUAUUAAGUGGAAGUCCGGGCAGUAGUGAAAAAUGUAGAGGAAAUAACUGA
Messenger RNA from Danaus chrysippus (African queen), 1524 nucleotides. The record is from the annotation of a GenBank genome assembly. NCBI's taxonomy places the organism in Eukaryota, Metazoa, Arthropoda, Insecta, Lepidoptera, Nymphalidae.